Molecule: messenger RNA, 1290 nt
Organism: Spea bombifrons (plains spadefoot toad)
Lineage: Eukaryota; Metazoa; Chordata; Amphibia; Anura; Pelobatidae
Product: mast cell carboxypeptidase A-like
Exons: 10
Coding region: 1-1206 (401 amino acids)
Biological process (GO): proteolysis
Molecular function (GO): zinc ion binding; metallocarboxypeptidase activity
Source: RefSeq, a predicted model, not a curated record
AUGUAUUUCAGAGACAAGGUAUUUCGGGUUGUUCCUCAAACACAAGAGCAGGCGGUGUUAAUUCAAAAGAUGGACAAAAACUUCAAGCUGGAUUUCUGGCACCCAGAUACAGUAAGACAUGUGACACCCCAAAUGACAGUAGAUUUUCAUGUUAAUGUCAAUCAUUCAGAAUCAGUUCAACUUCUUUUGGAGCAGAACACAGUUAAGUAUGAAGUUUUGUUUCACAAUCUUCAGGAAGGCAUCGAAGCGCAGUUAGAUAUCCAGAAGUUGCAGAAGUCUAACAAGCAUCGCUAUGACAUUUACAAUGAUUGGGAGAAGAUUUCUGACUGGACCAGCAAAAUGGCUUCUAAAUAUCCCACCUUAGUCAAGCGUCUUGAAAUUGGUAAAACAUUUGAAGGACACCCAAUGUAUUUGCUGAAGGUUGGAAAACAAAAAACAGUUCCUAAAUCCAAAGCAAUCUUCAUGGACUGUGGAAUACAUGCACGAGAAUGGAUCUCUCCCGCGUUCUGUCAAUGGUUUGUUAAAGAGCUCAUUAAGGGACGUUCAAAGGACAGAAUCAUAAAAAGGCUGGUGAACAGACUUGACUUCUACAUUCUUCCAGUGUUUAACGUUGAUGGUUAUGUUUGGUCCUGGACAGAGGAUCGCAUGUGGAGAAAGAACCGUUCCCCAGAGCCUAGUGGUAACUGUUUUGGCACAGAUCUCAACAGGAACUUUAACAUAUCAUGGUGCGAGGUUGGCUCUGAGGAUGACCCAUGUUCUGAUAUCUACUGUGGACCUUCUGCUGAGUCUGAGAAGGAAACCAAGACUAUAGCCAGUUUCAUCCAACGUCAUGCAAAUACAAUCAAGGCCUAUAUCAGUAUCCACUCGUAUUCCCAGAUGCUUCUGUACCCCUAUGCCUACACAUAUGAGCUACCACCAAAUGCAAAAGACUUGGAUUCAGUUGCCACGGUGGCUGUGUCUAGACUGCGUAGCCUCUAUGGAACCAAAUAUACUUAUGGUCCUUCGGCUUCCACAAUUUAUCCUACAUCCGGCUCAUCUGAUGACUGGGCUUACACCCAAGGUAUAAAGUACAGCUUUACCUUUGAGCUACGGGACCAAGGCGAAUAUGGAUUCCUUCUCCCAGAGUCUCAGAUUAAACAUACCUGCAAAGAAACAACGUUGGCCGUCAAGUACAUUGCCAAUUAUGUUCUCGGGCAUUCGCCAUGAUUUAACCAGCAUAAUGCUAAAAACAAGAGCUGUACGUUUAAUUGCAUAGACACAAAUAACAAUAAAAAAUAUAUAAGCAUUAAA